AUGCGAUUUGUCUUACUCCUGGCCAUGUCCGUGCUUCUGUUUUCCAGAGCAAAUGGACACGAAAAAAGACCUCGAGCAAAGCCGAUCGCCCUCAGUGGGAGAGAAGCUAUGCAUGUGAAGAUACAAAAACGGAGCAGUUCGUCGUUUGUUCGCAAGCUUACCAAGGGCUUGAAAGCUGGAUCUACGGGGAAAUUUCCACCUCAGAAGGUAGCUUUCAAAGGGCCUUCAAAGGACUUCGAUUCGAGCUCGACCUCUCGGCCAGCUAAGAGUCAGACCGGCCCCGGAGAGCUUCCUGAUGCCCAAAUUUCUAAGUCUCGGACGGACACAGCCAAAGCGCCAGCCAGCAAAACGAUCGGCCACUCACUCAGCAACAACAACGAGACCCCCGAAAACCGUCCGAUGCCACCCUAUCGAUCAUCUGAGGCGAAGGACAAAGCGAAAACGGCAGAGAAGUAUGAAGAUGAGAAGGAAAAGUCGUCGACUGUCUCCACUCUGUUCACUGGCGCCAAGAAAGCGUUCGACAUUCUAAAACCAGAAAUCCCAAACUUGAAGGAAAAAGACCCCGUUGGCGAAACAUCUGAAGCAUCGACUCUGUUAAGUGUGAAGAACGGGGAAGCAGGACUAGUUGGGAAUCAAGACAGAGAAGCUGAAAAUAAAAUCUCCAAAACAUCUGAUUGA
Puccinia triticina is the source of this 678-nucleotide messenger RNA. RefSeq lists its product as uncharacterized. The record is from RefSeq and is a predicted model, not a curated record. The coding region runs from base 1 to 678 and encodes 225 amino acids. NCBI's taxonomy places the organism in Eukaryota, Fungi, Basidiomycota, Pucciniomycetes, Pucciniales, Pucciniaceae. The transcript has 2 exons.